This is a messenger RNA of Nasonia vitripennis (jewel wasp), 6598 nucleotides long. It is a transcript of the gene Patr-1, whose product is annotated as protein PAT1 homolog 1. The record is from RefSeq and is a predicted model, not a curated record. Gene Ontology annotation, molecular function: RNA binding. Lineage: Eukaryota; Metazoa; Arthropoda; Insecta; Hymenoptera; Pteromalidae. Bases 89 to 2380 code for a protein of 763 amino acids. Gene Ontology annotation, cellular component: P-body. The transcript has 8 exons. Gene Ontology annotation, biological process: P-body assembly; deadenylation-dependent decapping of nuclear-transcribed mRNA.
UCCGUGGCGCAUAAGAAGUAGUGUCGCCAUGACAGCUGAUCGCUUCUUCGGCGCUUGACGUUUGCCUUCGGAACAUGACAUUUUGUGAAUGCAACCACGACAAAUGGCAGACAACUUCUUCGGAUUCGAUACAAGCCUCGGCGCUGGCUUGGACGAUGGAUUAGAUUGUCUGGAUGAUGAGGAAUAUGGAGAGGAGAAUAAUUAUGAUGCUUUAAACGACGAAACCUUUGGUUCUGAAGCUACUGCGGGAGAUUGGGAACAAGAUCAUGAGAAGCUAGCCCAGAUCACAGAGUCCAGUAGACCUCGUCUACAAAAUGACUACAGCAAGAGUGAGUCGGAAAUCGAUGUGGAAAACAGCCUUUCCCAUCUGGUACUCGAUGAGAAGGAAGUCACCAUACCUCGACCCGGUGUAUGGGAUAGUCCAACGAAUUUCCCAAUAGCUCCGCCUCAAAUUCGACCAAAGCCCUCUUUAACAUCAGCACUGAAAAAUGCUUGCACGGUCGAAGAGUUGGAGAGAGGGCUUAUCACCAGCCGGCCACCUCCAGGUCUUAUUAAGCAGCCUACUGCAUCACAACCAUCAUCUACAAGUGGUGGAAAUUUGUUUCUUAAUUCGAUAGUAUCUGUUGAUAUAUCACAACAAAUCAAUGGAGUUGCUCCACCACCUAACCAAUUUCCAUUGGUACUUCCUUCAAAUGUUAGACUGGCACAUCCACAGUUUCAUCUUCAAAAUGUUAGACCAAUGGCUAAUCAACCUGGAAAUAUGCUCAGAUACCCUCUACCUCCCCACUUGUUGAUGCCUGGAGGCCAAAGACAACCACCUGUUCAUGGCAACUUCCCAAUGAACAAUUACCCUCACCCAUCUAAUCCUGGUAUGGGUCCACUUCCAUUUAUGCGCCAAGAUCAUCCUCUGAUUCUUCAAAAUAUGCAGCAGCAGCACCAGAUGCAUGUUGGCAACCAAAGGAAUCAAAAUAAGCAGUUUAAUCACAAAGAUCGCCAGGAUAAUCACCAUCAACCCUUCUUCAGGAACAAUCAGUAUAACUAUCUAAACAUGAAGAAUAUUCAUAAGUACCUUAUAAACCCGGGUCAUCAUGGACAUCAUAUGCAUCCGCACCUCACGAACCACCACCAAAACUAUAUGUCGAGUAACGGCGUUAGUCCAUCUGAAGAGCAGGAUGAGUACGCUGGGCUCAUGAACAAUAGAGAAAAGCAGUGGUUGAACAAUAUUCAGCUUUUGCAGCUCAAUACGAACCAACCCUACUUCGACGACUAUUACUACACGGUGUUCUGUGAUAAGAAUAAGAACAUACUUCGUAAAGCCGCAAUUGGCAAGAAGCCAACAAACGGCAAGAAUAAUGGAAAUAAUAACAGUAGUAAUGGUCACAGAGAUUCGAGGGACAGAGAUCAACCACAACAUACCUUUACCCCUAAACCUGGCAAUACUCCAAUGCAGUUCGAAAACUCAUUGGGAAAAUUGCAGUAUAGUAGUGUUACUGCGCCCCGAAAAAUUAUUGACAUGGACGUUGUUCCCAACAGUGAUCCGCAGCAAGCUACAUCACUUCAGCAAAAGGACACCAAGAAAACUCGACAACUUCUUUUGGAAAUUGAAAGGUUGUAUAUGUUGCUGUUAAAACUUGAGGAUACAAAUAAUCCUUUGGCUAUAUUAGCUAAUCAGCAACGUGAACAACAACAAAGAGAGCAGCAACAACAGGAAAGUGGCGAAGUGAUUCCUGAGCCGGUGCAUCCACUAAUACAGAAUCAAGAACUGACUGUAUCGAUAGUGACCUCUCUUUUACAACUUGCACAGGAAGAUAAAUUAGCAAGUUUUCUUAGUAUUCGUAAAGGCAAGAUGCUAUUCCUUCGCUUUUUGGAAUCUGCUGUUGUGGAUGAGAUUCCAGAUAAGCUGGAAAUCCUGUGGGUUGGAAUCAUCAAGGGUUUGCCGAUUAUUGCACGAAGGGAUUCCCAUUUGUUUGAAGAUUUUUCUAAAGAAUUUAACAGGUGGGUAGUACAUAACAAACCGUACAAACUUUGGGUACCGCGUUUAGUGAAGGAAUUCCUCGAACCUGCCAGUCAGCCAUCCAAGAGCAAUACCCUUACGUUUGCUCUUUCUAACAAGUUCGGUAUCUCGGUAAUAGGAUUAAUGAUAGAUACCGUCACAAGAGAAUAUAUCUUGCCAGAAUAUACCAUGGAUGAUCAAGAUUGGCAGCAUUGGCCGCGUUUCCUACGAUCCGUUGGUGAGGCACUGAGCUCGAGUUCAUCGAUCGUGGAUCCUUUCUGGAAGAUUUGGUCCACACACAAAGAGCAGUUUGAUAAACACUUGGCGCAAAACGACAUCGACUCUUCGUACUUUGCAGCUUUCAAGAUUUUCUUCUAUUCGCGAUAAAAGCUGCCACUUUUUAUUCUCCUCCAAAACAAAAGGAACCACAAGCAUUGCCGAGCGCGCGCGCGCGCCCACACACAGACACAUUUUCUUUCGUACGUUAUUUGAACGUUUUACUACUGAGUAAUCAAUUAAUUAUUAUUAAUUAUUAUUGUUAUAUGAUCCCGCCUCCCCCUUGCUUCCAACGAGAGAGACACGCCUUUUUUUAACGUGAUAAAAAAAAAAACUAUUAUAACGACUCGAACGAUUUGCAAUAGAUUUACACGAUUGACGAGGACAGCUCUCUCGGUGCGUUAGGAUGGAUAUUUCGCUUUUUUGUUUGGUUCCGUAGGAUUUAAUGCGGUCGAUAUUAAGAUGGACUCUUUUGUAUAUCAAAUAAGGAUGGGAUGAAUUAUUGUGCUCUUGCUGAAAUUGAUAUAACGAUGCGUUAUUUAUUUUAAUUAAUACGUAUAUGACCAUUAGUUUUUGUUUGGAAAUCUAAUAUCGCAGUGAUGAAUCUGUAUAUUUUUCACGACUUUCACUAAUAAUAGUUUAGUAAUAGUUGAAACAUGUAAUGUUAUAUAUGUUAGACUUAAGCUAUAUAGAUAGUAAUUCAUAGAUUAAAGGUACAGCGCGUUUAAAAUUUUACCCCGUGUAUAAUGAAAAAGUACUGUCACUUUGCAAUUUGAUAAACUAAAGAUGGCGUACUAAAACUGAAAAAGUAGCAAUCGUUACUUUACUUAAGAUUUUUUUAAUGACCAUAAAUUUUAAGCGUGUGCUAGCGUAUAUCUUAAGUUAUUUUUAUACGAACUAAAUAUUGUGAAAUACCGCGGAGUCCAGGCGAAGUGUCCGUCUCAAAGCAUCGGGGAUGACGUUCUCGUACGAUUUAUAGAUGCGCCUUGCAUCGAAGGCCUUUUUCGUACUUUCGCAGUGUAACGUUGUAAACUUUUAAAUAGAAAAAGAAGAUGCUUUUUCUAGUGUUAUUAAGUCACAGCUGCGAGCAGUCUCCUUUUCAACGCUCAGACGCGAGGUGACGACAAGCUUGUGGUAGGCAGUAAUCGUUUGAAAAAAUAUGUUGCCGUACGUUUCUGCCUAUUAUUUACAAACUCGUUGCCGCCUCGUUCGCUCUUUUUGUUCAUUAUUUAUACUUUUUUAUUUCAUCUAUCUAUGUUCGCGAUUAUUAUAAUAUUGUUCUUCAAAUUCAAGAAGUACACAUUAUCAACCGCAGUGUUCAAAUUAUGAUAUUUCUACGACGACGAUAUUGACAAGCGCGUCGGUGAUAGCGAUUAUGCGAACCUAAAUGUCAAAUACUUUGCUAAUUUAGUUGCCGUUCAAAAGUAAUCAUGAAAUAGUACAUUACGAUACGUGUGACUUAAAUGGCUCUUUUUUAUACGGCGCAGUUAGCACCCGAGCGUAGCGAGGGCGCUAAGCGCCGUGUAAAACUGAACCAUUUAAGUCAAGAGUAUAGUAUAAAAUUUUAUAGCACAGACUGCUAAAAUCCGCAAGUCUCGCCUAUUCGCGACUAAAGUAAUCCUUAUUUGCACUGUGAGGUUAGCGCACGAGCGUAGCGAAUGUGAUAAACACGGUGCAAAAAAGGACUACUUUAGUCACAGAUAGGCGUGACUUAAUAGCGGGUUUUAGUCACACUGUGCUAUAAAAGAUCUAUAGUUUUUAAGAUACUUUGGUUCGCAGCCUACAGCUUUGAAGGGAGAAGAUAAGAACAAGCGAGGUGUACUUUUGUGAAAUUUCUUAGUCAUCGUUACUAUAAAUAUCGCGUGCUGAAGAUGCAUUUAUCCGAAUAUACUUUUCACGUCCACGCGAGCCAAGCACCCGCGUGGUCUCUAACAUUUACACUCGGCCGGAACGCGGUACGUUUUUCUCUUGUAUCUGGGUUUAACGAGGGCUCGAUGAUUAAUGUGCACUAGGAUCGUUUGAAAUCCACUUGGUGACGACUUGCUUGUUGAGCGGAGAAGAAAAGAGGGACUGGGUCUUUGAUUAAGGGGAUGCAAAACUGGGGUUUGUAUAUCUAUUUUUUCGACCCUAGAUUUCUGACUGAUGGAAAAUCAAUUUUUUUAGUUUAUCGGAGCAAGUGUUUGUUACUCAUAGUACGGUUAAUGUUUGAAGAAAUAAUAUGUUCACAAUCUUACGGACGACACUGUACUACUUGGUGACGACAAAAGCGUGUUUAAAAUGCAAGGAGAAUUAGCUCUUAAGCGAAAUGACGUCGGCGAUUUAGCACUUUUGCAACCCCUUAAAAAUAAAUGUACGUGUAAUGUACUUGUAAUGUAUGGUUAAAAAGUGAAGAAAAGUAACGUUCGUUUUUCGUUAAAUAUUUCUGCGUUGAUACGUGCUAGCGCACAAGAAACUGUGGCAAAAAAGGGUGACUAGAGAUUUUUUGUUUUUUUUUUUAAGGAAAAAAAGACAAAGCCGACAAAAAAGCAGAUUCAGAUCGAAUGAGAAAAAAAAAGAAACUAAUGUAUGUACCUAUGUAAGUAUGUCUAGCAUGUAUAUAGUCACGCGUGAAGGACGCGAACCGAUAUAUAUUUCGUAUGUAUCGAUGAUAGUAAGAAAUGUGAAGAGGAGUUCAAAACUAAGUUUGCGUCUCUAUAGGCCGUGGUGUUUCAUAAUUAUCCUCCCGUGAUUUAUUAUAUUAAUAUUAUUAUUAUAUCAUUGCUGUACCCCCUAUUUUUUCCUUUUUCUCUUAUGUAUGCGCUUUUCUCUCUUUUUGAACCCGAAUUUGAUUUUUUGUGACCUCAAACCCUAUUUAGAAAACGAUCAUGCGAGAUUAUUGUAUUUAUGUGGAGGACAAUGAAGUCGUGAUUAUGUAUAGAAACGCUAAUGGCUCAUUUAUACAAUUUGUAGAAACACAACAUGUGGCAUCGAUGAUUCAAAAGAGUGUCAUUAAAAUUUUGUUACUAAUUAUUAACUGUCGAUUUCGUGAGAAGUCUCUAAUAAUAUGUUUAACUUUAUAUAUAUGAUAACGUUAGGUUACUAAAGAUUAUUAUUAUAGUUAUUAUAUUAUUAUUGAUGAAUUGAAGGUAGCUUCUAAUUUUUCUACUAUAUAUAUAUAUAUAUAUAUAUAUAUAUGCGCCUUCGAAAUUCAGUGGUCGGAGAGCUUUAUUUGUUCAUCAAAAAAUUGUUAUAUUUUUUUAACACGUGGGUAUACAAAAUGUGUAAAGGGAUGAGAACAUUGAAUAAUAAUUUUUUGAUUUUCUAUAAGGCCAUAAGAAAACUCGGGAAAACAAUCUGAAAUCUUGUGCUUUAGUUUUACGUCUUUUCUUAUAAAAGAAAAAAGAAAAAAGAAAAAGAAAAUUCAAUUGAUAUUUAGCAAUGAAGUUUAUCAGUUAGCAAGGUAUUAAUGACACCGAGUUUCCAUGGAUUCUGACUUAUUUUAUAAUCUUGUAUACAAAAAAAUUUGAAAAAAUUCAUUAUCACGCAAAUAAUAUAUCCAAUAUAUUGAAGAAAAGAAAAAAUAAAAAAAAAACAAAGAACUGCAACAGAGUUAUUUGAAUUUUGAUAUGAAAUGAUUGAAGUAACGCACGAUUUAUGAGACUAUUUGUCGGGCAGCGUUAUUGCAAAAUGAAGGAAAGGUUGAGCUACUCCCGAUGAGAUUUUUGCAAUAUACAGUUUGUUAAUUGAUUAUUAUACUGCAAGCGCGACUGACGAUGCUAUUAUAGAGAAACAAAGUAAUUUCAGAGUGUGAAUUAACUUUAAAAGAGUUAGCGAGCAGUAUGACUGAUUAAAAAAGGUAUAAAACAGAUCGAUAAAAAGAAUUUUUUAUGGUAUGUAUGUAUAUAAUAUACAUGUAUAUCGAGUAUCGACGACUAUUCUUCACCUCUUAGUACAUAUAUAUUUCAAACUUUAUCGACGAAGUUCUUGUAGAAAAAAAUGUGUGUACAUGUGUGCCGACACUCAGAAUUGCUGAAAAAUGUGAAGCUGGAUUCUUCGAUGAUCAACGGAAAUUUUUUGGCAACAAGCUCAACGUUGUCUGCUUUCUUAACAUUUUUUACGUCCUCGUAGAGAGUAACGAAGAACUCUUACCGACUGCUCGAAGUGGUCUUUGAUUAUUAUUGUACAACAUUCGAAAAAAAAAAAAUGAAAAAGAAAGAUCAUCACCAGUUCAAGACUUUCCAUUCGAAAAAAAGAAUAAUAAUAAUAAUAAAAUUCUGUAAUAUUUUCAAUUCUUAAAAAUUUGUUCUUCCACUUUGUCGAAACUAUUAAUAAAAACAGUUGACGAACCUA